CGCGUCUCUCAACGUCUUCUCGCUCUUCGAAAGCUUCUCGUUCUUUCGCAAAAGGCUGUUGAAGCAAAUGCAGCCAUGAACAAUUCGAUUUCUCUCAUACAAUCGGAGUUAGACGAGUUGACCCGGUUCUCAAAGUUGCACGACGAGUGCCUAGAAAGUGGAAAUUUCACUUUGAUCGAAAAAAGUCGAGCUGUAUUCGAGGAAAGGAAAUAUACUGUGCAAGAGCUGAUGAGAAAGGCAAAGUCUAGCGAGAUGGAGACAUUCAUCUCCGAAUGGAACAAGAAGGUGUCGGCCAUCAUCGAGUCCAUGAAUGGUAGUAUGGAUCCAGCCAAGGAUAUGCGUCUCAUUCUCUCACAGCACAUUUUCGAACAUCGGGCCGAAAAGAAUGAUCACUUCACCCAUUUUCUUCUCGACGAUUCACAGCGAGAGCCAACAUUGUACUGCUUGUCGGGAUUGACAACAUUGGCAGUUUAUCCUAGAAAAGGGAAAAGGUAA
Strongylus vulgaris is the source of this 495-nucleotide messenger RNA. Lineage: Eukaryota; Metazoa; Nematoda; Chromadorea; Rhabditida; Strongylidae. The record is from the annotation of a GenBank genome assembly.